Molecule: messenger RNA, 3291 nt
Organism: Liolophura sinensis
Lineage: Eukaryota; Metazoa; Mollusca; Polyplacophora; Chitonida; Chitonidae
Product: dehydrodolichyl diphosphate synthase complex subunit nus1-like
Exons: 5
Coding region: 36-794 (252 amino acids)
Cellular component (GO): endoplasmic reticulum membrane; dehydrodolichyl diphosphate synthase complex
Molecular function (GO): ditrans,polycis-polyprenyl diphosphate synthase [(2E,6E)-farnesyl diphosphate specific] activity
Source: RefSeq, a predicted model, not a curated record
UCCCACAUGUCGGUGUCGUCAGCCUAGGUUUCAAAAUGUUUCUCGAUCGGCAUUUAUUGCGAUUAACUCACUGCAUUUUAGAUUUUGGUUCGUUUUUAUGUCAGUUUACGGUAGUUAUUUGGAGCAUGGCUAUGAACUUUGUUUUGUACCGAAAACGUAAAGAAAUGUGUUAUAUGCCGGAGUCGGCGACUGAAGGAAACGUUCUAAGAAAGUUACCGCAGCACAUCGCCUAUAUCGUUACGGAGAGCAAAUUCUCCUACAAAGAUCUAGCCAACCUUAUUAUUUGGGCAGUCGAGUUUGGCAUCUCCUAUGUCACUGUAUACGAUCCUCACGGCGAAAUCAAACGAAACAACAAAAUUUUAAAAGAUUUAAUUCAGCAGAAGAAUAUAAGGGCUGACAGUUCUGGACGUUUUGACAUACAGAUUUCAACAGAUUUACAAGAAUGUAAAGCAUCAAUGAAAGUAUUUAAUGUAGCAGUGCUGUCUUUGGAAGAUGGAAGACAAGGCCUAGUUCGUUUGACUAAACAGCUAUCUAGCCAGGUGCUGGCUAACCAAUGGAGUAUAGCAGAUGUUGUUCCAAACAGUGUGAACAAGCUCAUACAAGAAAGUUAUGGUUUUCCUGAUCCAGAUUUGAUAGUGCGGUUCGGAAACAUCUCAUCACUAAUUGGUUUUCUCCCAUGGCAUGUUCGGUUAUCAGAAAUUUUGUCUUUGCCCACCCACCAUGGAUUGGAUUACUAUUUAUUUCGCUGUACCCUCAUGAGGUACGGCUGUUUGGAGCAGCGUUUUGGCAAAUAACAAUCAGACUGUGCCUACACAGCUUGUACAUCGCGUAAGUGGUUGAUUCAGUGUCAGUGUUCUACUCCAAGCAAUGAGCAAAUCACAAGUGACAAAGUAUGGUGGGCUAGAAAUGUUAUAUUCAAUAUUUUAAGUAUAUGUGUUCUAACAUUGAACAAAAUGCUUCUUUUAGGUAAUGUAAUAAUUCUUUUAAUUAGAUUUUCUGCAUAUAAGUUGCCUCUGGCAUUAUUUUUGUUUUGAGUAAUUUCUAAUUUUUGUUGGUCAGGAAAAGUUUUAUUAAGGUGAAGGCUGAUAAUUGUAAAGAAAUAUGGUUAGAAUAUCAUUUUGAGCAAGUGCUUUGUGCGCAGGAAUAUAACAAAAUUAAUAAUGAUUUCACAACAGCAACAACUCCAGUUUAAAGUGAAAGACAGCACCUGACUAAUGUUUAUGUCCAGUGAAAGACUACUGUUCAAAGUAUCUUCAGCCAAAAAUCAAAUAUUUUUUAAAAUUAUUUUCAACCCAGUGACAGUUUUGUGAAACUUCCUCUUGACAGCUUCAGCACGUCUCCAUUAUUGACAGCAAGGUGACGUCACGUUUACUCUAGCUCUCUAACUUUAAAGGUAUUUUUGGUGUAAUAGUCUGAGCAGUAGCCUAUGGCAGAUAAAAGUUGUAGACUUGGGCAAUGAAGGCCUAAGUGAUAAAUGAAGUUUUCUCGGAAAUUGGGCAUAUUGUAAGAAUAUUUCUUCCACUGCUUGAUUUGUUAAUGCAGUUCGCCUACUAUAUCAUUUAUGAGGAACGCCAGCGACCCUGUUUUAAUAGCCUAUCUGCAGAUGCACAGCCGGGGUGUCCUGGUUUGUAGCCUCCGUAGGGGCUGUGCUAGUGAUUUUGACCCUUAUUAAAUGUUUACAGAAUUACAGUAGGAUUGUUGUACUAGAUUUAUGCUCAAUUCUAAAAGAAAUAAAAAUAAAUCCAAGCACCACUGAGGCUGAUCUAUGCAUUCAACCGUCGCUGGAUGUUAUGCUUCAGUUUUGUAGUGGUGGCUUUUAAUAUGAAAGCAGUGCUGACUGAGUUAUCGUGGAGGUCAGAGAAAGCACCCUGGCUUGAACAUGGUGUUUCAAUAAUUUUACUGUAUUUUAUAAAACAAAUUAGACAAAAAAAAAAAAAAAACGUCUGUUGUGUGUGAGAAAGACCAAGGAGCAAAAAAUUGCAGUUCUUCAAUUGUAAUGAAUUCACACCAAAAAAAUUGUAUUGUAAGAUUUAAUUCAUUUUAAGCGUUGUCGGGUGAGAUGCCAUCUUCUCAUUUCCAUAAACCUUUGACAUCCCUUAUGAAUUUUGCGCUGACCCUGUUAUUUGUCAUUUAGAAACUACUGACUAAAGGCUAAAAUGAACAACAAAAAAUGUAUUUGGGGGAGAUGAAUGCGGUUUGGGCCGAGAUGGUAUGCUACUGUCUAACAUAAUUUGUGAUACCGUCUUUGAAUAUUACACGGCUUGUAAAUCAACUGAUUUUACGUCACUGGUGGUCAGUAAAUGAUGCAGACCUGCCCUACAACACUUGGUGAAAUGGCCCUUCAGCUACAUGGGACUAAAUCGUUCUGAAGAUGUUACGUUAGAUGUUAUAUCUACAUGUUUAUUCAUCGAAAUCUCAGUAAAAUAAUAAAGUAUGAUAUUUUUAUAGAUAGCUUGAGUAUCCGGCUUUAGAUUGAAAUAUGUUUUAGCCAGGUGCUGUCUUGUUCCUUAGAAGAAGAUGUUUUUCAUUCAGUGAUUAAAUAUCGGUAUAUAUGUACUGAACAUAUAUCGAGUAUCAAAUGUUACAUUUGAAUGUCAUAGUUUAUUUUGAGAAGAAAGCUUGUGAAUAUUGCAACAUUGGUUUAACCACAACAGUGAUGCAAGAUAUCAUAGGGUAUAUAUGAUAGCAUUUAAAUUUGUAUGAGGGGCCUCCGUGGCUGAGUUGGUUAGCAAGCUAGCACAGCGUAAUGACCCAGGAGUCUCUCACCAAUGCGGUCGCUGUGAGUUUAAGUCCAGCUCAUGCUGGCUUCCUCUCCGGUCGUAAGUGGGAAGGUCUGCAAGUAAAUAAAUAAAUUUGUAUGAAACUGUUUCAUUUGACAAUAUGUGUGUGCAUAUGUAUUCAGGUAUAUCAUACUACAUCAUGGUGUGGAUGGACCCACAGGCCCAAUGUCCUGUCACCCCUUCUUGUGAUAUUACUUAUUCCAUUCACAGUGAAAACCGUUAUCAUGAAAGAGUGAACAUAUGUAACCAGUACGGAGACAUCCAGUUGACCUAUCUGUAACAGUAUUGUUUAGGAUAGGCUAAAUAUGUAUUCUUGAGUGGCAGGGCCCAAAGGUUUAUUGUCCUGUAUGUACAAAUGUCUGGUACAUGUACAUGUGUGUGAGUGAAAGACUCAAUCAUAUAAAUUAAUACAUGUGUAUUUUAUGAAAUGUUGAUUAAAAAUGUAUUAUCACUAUAUACUAGUCUGUCAGUCAUUCAAGUCUGAGACUUGCAUACACAUUGGUAUGUUGAA